Messenger RNA from Vigna angularis (adzuki bean), 1044 nucleotides. RefSeq names its product agamous-like MADS-box protein AGL80. Bases 1 to 1044 code for a protein of 347 amino acids. The record is from RefSeq and is a predicted model, not a curated record. Lineage: Eukaryota; Viridiplantae; Streptophyta; Magnoliopsida; Fabales; Fabaceae. Gene Ontology annotation, molecular function: DNA-binding transcription factor activity, RNA polymerase II-specific; RNA polymerase II cis-regulatory region sequence-specific DNA binding; protein dimerization activity. The transcript is spliced from 4 exons. Gene Ontology annotation, biological process: positive regulation of transcription by RNA polymerase II.
AUGACGAGGAAGAAGGUGGAUCUAACAUACAUAAAGAAUGAUUCAAAGAGGAAGACAACAUUAAACAAAAGGAAAAAUGGCUUAGUGAAGAAGAUUAACGAAAUCAACAUUCUUUGUGGGAUUGAAGCAUGUGCUAUAAUUUAUACUCCAGAUAAUCCUCAACCAGAGGUUUGGCCAUCUGAUAGGGCAGUCCAAAGUGUGCUUUCUAGGCUUAGGACAGUGUCUGAACUGGAGAAAGGCAAAAAAAGGUUGUGUCAGGAGAGCUUUUUGAGGCAAAGGAUCAUCAAAGCACAAGCACAACUGAGAAAACUAAGGAAUGAAAUAAGGAAGAAAGAGGUGACCCUUCUCAUGUUUCAAUACCUCAAUGCUAAUAACAACUUUGACAAUUCAAGAAUGAUUGAUCUUAAUGAUAUUUCAAACUUGAUUGAUCAAAACUUGGAGAAAAUAGAAAACAACAUCAGCAUAAGCCAAGCCCACAAGGUUAAACCUAUUGCUGAAAAUGGAGGAGAAACCAUGAGUUCCCUUGUGAAUAGUGUCAUACAUGUUGAGGCAAUGCAACAUGAUAACUUCUCUAUGGACCUUAACAAUGGCUAUGGUGAUGAGAUAAAACCAUUGGCUGAGGACCCACAAACAGUACAUGAUUUUCUUCUUGCCUUUGAUUUGAGUUCAAUAUCUGAUUUCUCAGUUUCUUUCAACAUUUGUGCUACUUCUCGCUCGCAGUUCUGCAUACAUUGCGAGCAACAAAUUGAUACAGGAUCAAGAUCUACGUUCUCAGAGGUACGCCUCAAUGGAGAGAUCGUUGUAGUUGGCAAGAGAAAUAAGAUUUUGGAGAGAGAUCAUCGGAGUUGGAGUGGAAAUGGAGGUGGGAGCCGACGGAAUCGGAGUGGGAGGGAGAGGCGUGCUUGGAAAGCUGGUGGGUUUUGUGGGGAGGAGAGGGAGAGGGGAGGAAGAAGGAGACGGCGGCACAUGACUCUGAGUGUCGUGGUGGAGAAAGGAGUGGAGGGAAGAAACCCUAAAUUCACGGUUGGUGGAGGUGGAAGAUGA